Messenger RNA from Betta splendens (Siamese fighting fish), 5952 nucleotides. Its product is annotated as zinc finger protein 729. Bases 307 to 4440 code for a protein of 1377 amino acids. The record is from RefSeq and is a predicted model, not a curated record. Gene Ontology annotation, cellular component: nucleus. Gene Ontology annotation, biological process: regulation of transcription by RNA polymerase II. The transcript has 2 exons. Lineage: Eukaryota; Metazoa; Chordata; Actinopteri; Anabantiformes; Osphronemidae. Gene Ontology annotation, molecular function: DNA-binding transcription activator activity, RNA polymerase II-specific; RNA polymerase II cis-regulatory region sequence-specific DNA binding.
UGAUGGGAGUCUGACGGUCACUGUAGCAGGAAACAAAACAGAAGAAGAAGAAACCACUUCCGGUGAGGGUUGCACGGUCACAGCGCAGGUUGCUGUUCUGCUCUUCAUCACCCUAUUUAACAGUGCAAGAUGCUGAUCCGCACUGUGAUAACAAAGAAGAUCGUUGUGGACAUUACUUUCACCGUUCUUUUAAUUUGACUUUGAGUGCGUGACCGCUAAUAGGAAAAGUAACAUUAAAAAAGUGGCUGUGUUACGCUAACAAGCACAAGCUAGAGUAAGCUAGUAGUAGCUAACAUCCUCACCAAGAUGGACGAAGCUGAGACCAGGGAGGACGGAGCUGAAAACGAGCCCCGCAGUGGAGACCGAGCGGAUGGACACGGCGUGGACCCUUCCACUGAGGACACCACUGAAGGGGUUGGGGUUUUCCAGGAUCAGGAUUAUGGAGAAGCCCUCAGAGAAGAUGCAGUCUCCAUGGAGCAAGACCAUCAGCAACUGCAAGAAAACAUCUUUUUAGAUGACCAGUUGGAUGGUUUACAUGGCGCAGAAAAGGACAAAACGCCUUCUUUCUGUACUUUAUGUUCACUCUCAUUUAUUGAUCUGAGUGAAUUCAAUAUGCACAUGGAAAAGUACCAUGCCGAAAGGACCUCUCGAAAGGAGUCUGGCAUUCAAGUGAAUACAGGAACAACAAAGCAACACAUCUAUGAAUGUCCAGAGUGUGGGAAAAGUUACGGUGUAAUUGGACACUUUCUUAACCAUCAGCGCUCGCACAGACAAGCUUCCAAAUCUGUUUUUCAUGACCUCGAACAUUUGAAAAAGAAGUCAUUUCAGUGCGAAUCUUGUGGACGCAAUUAUUCCCGCGCUUCAGCUCUUGACGCGCAUCGUCGCUGUCAUGAGGAAAAAUUAAUAAAGUCACGAAACAGGAGUUCUGGAGAUUCUGUUAAUAGUGAUGAAGCUGCUGUUGAAGUAAAGUCAAGUGGCAAUCAGGCAGAUGAUAAUCCCCAAAACCUUUUUAGGUGUUCAUGUGGUAAAGCUUUCUCUGCUCUUACCCGCCUAAAAACACACAAACGAUUCAGCCGAAAUGCUCAAUGCACUCCAGAAGACAUGAAAGAGAAACCAAAGAAAACCUGCAAUGAAUAUUACUGUAACGAGUGCAAAAAGUCUUUCAGUGGCCACAUUGCCCUCAUUAACCAUCAGCGAUGGCAUGUUAAUCGCUCAAAUGAUUCAGCAAAACGGUUCCCAUGUGAGGAAUGUGGAAAGGUAUUUAUGACACUAACAUUUUACUACAGACACCAACGAAUAGCUCACAGUGAAGAGACUCCUGCAAAGUCAUUUCUUCAUCAGGUGUGUCAGCUACAGAAGAAGGCAUUUGAAUGUCAACACUGUGGGCUAAAGUUUUCCAGAGCUUCUGCACUACACUCCCAUCAGCUCCAUCAUACAGAUGUUUUCACAGAAACGGAGAAGGAGGCCCAGACAUGUACAUCGCUUCUACCUCAGCCAAUAAUCUCGGAGACUAAUGUUAAGGAGGCUGAGAAGUUGGAGGCGGAAUUGGAGAAGGUCCUCCCUACAUUUGUUACUGAAGAAGACUCUCAUGUUAAUGAAACAGAUGAAGAUUUAGAGAGUUAUGAACCUGGGGACUUUAAUGUUCAGGUGAUCAGUGCAAGUGAAUCUGAAGAAGAACCCAUACAGGACCUGAAUCCUGAUCUGGAGCUGUUGUGUGAAUCUGAUCAGGAGGUACAAGACAACACUGAAGGCAGUCUUAUUUCAAAACCGGAAAUGGACUUGAAAAUUGUACAGAUUGAUUUUGAGCCAGCUGACGAGCAGGGUGCACUGAUGGCCACGGAGGUUAAGGUUAACAUGACGGGGGAAAGAUUUGAUUGCCCUGAGUGCUAUCGCUGGUUUUCUAGUGCUUCAUCACUGCGUGUUCACAGAAUGUGGCACAGUAUUCAUAAAAGAAAACAACAGGCUCAGUGUCAGUCAGUUGCCGUUUACAAAUGUGACACCUCUGACCAUGAAACCAGCAGCUAUGCAGCACACUGCAAUCACACACACAAUCAAAAGGAUCAAAAUACAAGCAGUGAUGGAUUGGACCAAGAAGAAGGGUUGGAGACGAGCAAUCUGACAUGCAGUGAGUGUGGUGAAUGUUUUGCAAGUAUGUCCGCAUUAGAGUCUCAUCAGUUACACCAUCCCAAAAGGAAACAAUUCCAGUGUCCUGGUUGCAUGAUGUCUUAUAUGCAUGCAGCUAGCUUGUUUAACCAUAUGAAAAACUGCUCAGCACAUAACCAGGAUACCAUUUCAGUCACUAAGAAAGAAUACAAUCCAAAGAAAACCCUCCUUGGCCCAAAGACUUUUCAUUGUGAACAAUGUGGGAAAGGAUUUUGGUCUUUAGGGGCUUAUUCCCACCACAAGCAAAACCGAACAGAAUGUGCAGAUUUAAGGCUAAGAAAAGGCGUAGGAUCUUCACACUCUGUAAAUGGUCAUCCUCGCUCCAGCAUUAAGGUUGCAUGUCCAGUGUGCGGCCGAAAGUUUCGGCACAAAGGUAUUAUGGCAUUGCACAUGCGAAAACAUGAAAACGGGAACCAUAAAUGUGAACUCUGCAACCGAUCAUUUCGUCUUUUUUCCAGCCUCCUUAGACACCAGGUGGUGCACAAUGCACAGUUACUUCCACCACCCUGCAAGUCUUUUCAGCACCAAGUGGAGCAGUUGAAAAAGAACACGUACAGUUGCCCAGAUUGUGGCAAGCUGUUUUCACGUGCCAAAGCUCUUCAGUUUCAUAUGAAAAGCCACGGAUAUGAGAAUGGACAAUCUCCAUCAUCACCACGAGCCACAGUCACACUGGAAGCUCUUCAGUGUGUAACAUGCCUUUCCCAUUUCAGCAACAAAGCCUCUUUGAGGUCUCAUCAGAAACAUUGCAUCAAGAGAGAAAGUCAAGCUCGUAAUUUUAAGACGGAACCUUCAGGAGAUGAUGAUGAUAUAAAACACAACAAUAGUAAUGUCACAACACUGGAAAGCUCUGAACUGUUAACUCUAGGCACCGUUAACACUGAAGCAAUAGAUAGGGAUGGGUUAAAUAUAAAAUUCUCUGCUGUAGGCAAUGUAAAAACAAAUUCUACUGAUUUGAAGUAUAAAUGUAAAAAGUGUGACAGAAGCUUCUCUGUGGUCGGGGCUUUGAAUUUCCAUAAACGAAUUCAUGCUGAGGGUUACAAAUCUGUGGCUAAGACAAAACUCACCAUGUCUGUAACGCUUAAGAAGCCUAAACAGGAGGAGGCAGUUAAAGGGCUGUUUCACUGCUCAGAGUGUGGGAGGCGAUUCAUGUCCAACUCUGCCCUUGGUUCCCACAAAAGAUGGCACAAAGAAAAGAAAUUUUCACGGCGCUUGCUAAAAGAUGACAAUAUGAAAUCAAUCAACUACAAGACAGAGGAGGGACUUUUUCAUUGCAACAAGUGUGGCAAACAGUUUUAUAACCGUUAUGUUCUUCAGCUCCACCAGAUAUUCAAUUCUCAGUGUCAAAUGAAAAGUGAGCCAAAGCUGGAUUCAACUAAAACUGUGGAGAGUAACAACACCCUGCAGUUUUCAUGUCCAGAAUGUGACAAGACCUUUGUGCAAAGGUCAUUUCUAGCUGCCCACUAUCAAAAUAAGCAUGGUAAGAUCUUGGACGCUGUAGAUCAUCAGGACGAAAAGCCUGUCCUAGUAAACCAGCUAGUUGAUAAGGAAGAUAUCGGUCUCGGUGGGCAAGAGUCCAGUUUGCUGAAACUGAAGCUAAACUCUCACCAGUGUCCCCUCUGCUCUAUGACCUUUGCCAAAGCUAGAGGUCUACGUGCCCACAAGUGGCAGGCGCACUCAAAGAACUUGAGAGGAAAAAUUAAAGUUCCACUGGGGAUGAAGAAGACAUGCAUUGACUCACCUGUAGAAACAGCAGCGAUGGUUGAUCACCCUGAAAUGAACAGCAGCCCUGUUGAAGGAGGGAGGAAAAAAACAAAGUCAGACCAAACGCCAGGAAAAUCUGUUUCAUGCCUUGACUGUGGGAAGCUGUGCAGCUGUCUUGGUGCACUCCUUGAACAUAGCAAAGUAUGCCCGGAGGCAAAGCAAGACUCUAUGCAGGAGGUCCAGACUCCUGAAGCAAUGGCUGAUGUGUUGCCACAAUUCAGCAAUCUUUCAAAUCAUGCUGCCAAAUGCCUCUUUAAGUGUGAUAAUUGUGGCAAAGCUUUCCAAACAGAAGAACAGUUAAGAGUCCAUAAGGCUAAGGCAAAGAGCCGUCCUUACUGCUGUGCCCUGUGCUGUCACGGCUUCUGGACUGAGAACCAGCUCCAGCAGCACCUCGUUUGGCACGAUGAAGUUCGCUGUCGUCUGCCAAACGAGGUUCGAUACAGGCUCAGCGCUGCUAUGACCUCAGCCUCUAAGCCUCUAAAAACUGAAAGACUUGCAAUGCACAACCACAACUGAACACAGAGAGUCGGUCACAGAAAAGCCAUAAGUGCCAACAACGUGGCAAAGCCUUUCUUUCACCAACUGCAUUACAAACACAUGGAGCCCUGCACUGUAAGUGAGUCGUAUCAUUACUCUGUUUGCCCCAGGACCUUCAGUCAAAUACAGGAUCUCAUUGCUCAUCACCAGGAAUGUAUCAGCGAUUAUAAAAGUGAGCAUAAUGCCUCUGCUGCUGUUGCAUCUGGAGAUGCCAGUGGCCUUACCUGCCUUGAAUGUGGAACUACUUUUUGUCAAGAAACUUAUUUGCACCAGCACAUACACACAGUGGAUUAAAGAACUAAAUGAAGGCAUUGAGGAUUGUUUAUUUUUGAAGUUGCCAAAUGUUUUUUUGUUGUUGGUUCUUGUAGAAUAGACGACAUAGAAUUUGUAUCCUCUGUUCUAUUAUAGGUUGUAUUGGAAAAAGCAGUGUCUUAGGUGAAUUUUCUGUUCUCAGGCUUUCUUUACACUGGACUAGUUUAUGUAGAGAUGUUAAAUACUUAGAACCAAGAGAACUUUAGAUGUAUAGUUUGAAGCCAGAUGUCAGAUGAACAUUAAUUUGCCCACUGGAUUAUAGUAGUUCAUAUUUAGAUGUAUAAUAAACUUUAAUGCAUGUCCACGUGAAUCUCCUUGUAGAUUUGAAAGCACUGCUCAUACAUUAAGUGAUGACAAUAUAUUUAAAUCAGCAAAAGAAAUUCUAAGGUUUGGCUAAAUGAAUUAAUCCUGUUUAGCAAUUUCAAACGAGAAAGUUUGUGAAUUGAUGAAUUCUAGUCAUGAGUCAUGCCAGCUACUACCAUAAAUUAUGUGUCACAUGUAUACAUUUUUUACCACAUAGUUUGCAUUGUUUGGUUAUUUAGCUCCCAUGUUCUUUUGUUAUUUCUAUGUUCUUAGAAAAAUAGGUUAUUUAGUGUUUAAUACUAAGAUAGUAUUCCUGACCAUGUAGGAGUAGACAUGUUGGUUUACUCUGCUCCCUAUUUAGUGGAGCAGUUAUUUCUAACAUUUCACAAUUUUAUUUCUUGAACAUCUCUAUUAUUUAGACUUUUCUUUUUUACACACCACUACAGUACUUGUUUAAUGUGAUGUUUCUGAACUUUCUGAGAAGCUUUCUGAGCAGCUUUCUGUUUCUGAGAGGCUACUAAUAAAACAAGCAAAUUUUGUGAGCAUUAUUGGGUCAUGUCAUCAAUUUAACUUCAGUUUAGCUUGAACUAAUUUUGACACACUAUCAAUUGCAUUGCAGCUUGUUUACAUUUAUAAUACAGUUUAUAAUAAUUUACUGACCACGUGAUCGACAGAAAAUCCCGUUUUAAAAUGUAAAUUUACUGCAAUUGCAGUGAAGUGCAGUUUUAGUCUUUUUACCUUUUAUCACUGAAGUAGUUAAUUGCUGCCUUGCCCUGUUUUAAUGUAUACUGCACAUCUUUAAAAAGCAGCUCUCUGUCAUAGUGUCUAACAUAACAAACUGCUAAAUGUAAACAUCACAUGGAACAUUUGUUUUAA